Molecule: messenger RNA, 3265 nt
Organism: Melampsora larici-populina 98AG31
Lineage: Eukaryota; Fungi; Basidiomycota; Pucciniomycetes; Pucciniales; Melampsoraceae
Product: family 1 glycosyltransferase
Exons: 16
Biological process (GO): carbohydrate metabolic process
Molecular function (GO): UDP-glycosyltransferase activity; hexosyltransferase activity
Source: RefSeq, a predicted model, not a curated record
UUCUGAUUGAUCCUGAUUACCAAACUACUUCAAAACCGUUAUUUUGUCAAUCAUGACUUCAUCUCAACCUCAAUCUCCGCCUUCAUCUGCAGUAUCCUCAGUAGAACCUCCGAAUUCUAUUGCCAGCGCAGCCGGUCUUCAUGAUCCCAUCUUACCUUAUGGUCUUAAUGGUUUGGGUAGUACGGCUUCUAUGGUUGGAAUUCUCAAAGCGGCUGCCCUUAACCCUUACGAAGAUCUUGAUGAUGGCUUGGCAGACGAUUCAGAAUUGUGGUCACCAAAUACAACUCAACAGCCCCGGGCUAUGUUAUCCGAUGAGGAAAGUGAUGACGAUGAUAACACUGAAGAAGGUCUCCUUUUUACGCCCACCCGACCAGUUCACCCUUCCUCCUCCUUGAUCCGUGGCGCAUCCACACUCGAUUAUCCUUCGAGGCAUCAUCUUGAUGGCCUAGCUCGACAACUCAUCGAACGACAAACUCAUUGUGCCGAGAUUGCUAUCCAAAAAACUCAUACACCCCUCAUUGAGAACUCUUCCCCUUCUACCCGAACUCUUAAAUUAUUGGAAGAACCUACCUCAAUCCUCAAUGAUAUCUUACCCGAAGCCGAUCGCCCUUCGAGUCCCGAUCGUGAAUCGGAACUUACUCCUGAUGACCGUCUUCGCCUCCUUGAAGAACAGUUUGGUACAUGGUCUGGACUUGAUGCCUCUGGUCAACCAGAGUCUGAAAGCUGGAUCGGUCAGGUGGCGGGAGUUCUUUACCGAAGUGUAAUCGUAAAAGGCGUGAUUCUCCUGACAGAUCGACGACUUUGUUACAUUGCCUACCUUCCAAUCACAGAUAAAGGGAAACUCAUUCGAAGCGGUACUGCUACGUACAAGUCUGGUGCACGCUUCUCCAAGCGGCAAAGACGCUGGGUAGAAUUAAGGACAGACUCAAUCACCGAUUAUCGAUCGAGUACCAAGCUCUUUCGCCCACUCUCAUCUCUCCACCUCUCUGACAUCAAACGGAUUCUUCCAAUCUCUCCAGAAGAACCCCGGACACUUUCUUUCCGGCUUAUGGAUGAUCAUGUAAUCCAUCUUGAGUUUGAUACAGCGGAAUCCACGGCACUUUGGCAUCAUGACUUUGUGCAAGCUCUCUUUAGUCUGAAAACUCAUUUUUCGAAUCAGAUUAAGCUCUCACUCCCGUUAAGAAGGAUACGCAAACUUCAUCGAGAGGUUUUUGAGAAUAUCGCCAAGAUGAUGACCUUUGAACUAGAUUUUGGAGUACUUUCUCCGUUUUACACUGACAGUAGCGAAGCGCUUAGUCGUGGCGUAGUCGAAGAGCCGAUUGACGAAAAAGAUCAUAGUCGAAUCAAGAUGGCUUAUUUACUCUCACAUGAUCCCUUUGACGAGAACAUCAUCGACGCGAUUGUACGUGCCAAGAUGGAGAUCUCAUCAUCGCAGACCGAAUCACAACCCAGUACGGCUCAUCGAACCCCGUUACCCGUUUUGGAAGUCUUGGAACCUCGUGAUCUCGAAUCUGAAAACGUCGAUGACCCUACUAAGUUAACGGAGUCGGCAUCAUAUGAGUCUACUGACAAGAACAUGAGUGAUUUGGCCAAAGGAUUUGUAAAAGCUUUUGGAUUGGAAGCCCAUCAAAAGCUAUAUAUCUGUCCAUGUUCGCUCGUCCGAACCUUGCCAUCGUUUGGGAAUAUGUCUAUCAGCAAUGAUUAUUUUUGCUUCUGGCGACCAGCAGUGGUGAUCGGCCAGGAUUUGAAGUUGAGAAUCCCGCUCAAGGAUAUCGCAGAAGCAAAAGAGUGUUCGGCUUUCGGAUUUACUCGUUCGGGUCUCAGUAUUGAGAUUGCUGGAGCUGCAGACAUUCGACUUGAUUUUUCAUCUCAAGCGUCGCGAGAUGAGACCGUAAAGGUCAUUAAUCUUGCAGUUGAUCGUGUCCGUGAAGCCGGCGCUCGAGCAGCGCGCCGUCAGAGCUCGCUUCCGACUCAUAAUCUACUUUGCCCGCCGGAUGAAAGUCUGCCGCCAAGCCCACUAACAGCGCGUCAGAGGCAGAGUUUACCGGCCAUCAUUGGUUUCGUGCAACCUGAACCCACCACCCGACCCUACCGAAUCACGUGUAUGACAAUUGGCUCGAGGGGCGAUGUUCAACCGUACAUAAGCCUAGCAAAACGUUUGAUGCAAGAUGGACACAUUGUCACCAUCGCAUCGCAUCCCGAAUACCGGUCAUGGGUUGAAUCCUUUGGGAUCCUCUAUAAGGAUCUGGGUGGCGACCCCGGUGCUUUAAUGAAACUUUCAGUUGAUCACGCCUUCUUCAGUCCUGGUUUCUUCAAAGAAGGGUUAGGCAAGUUUCGACAAUGGCUUGAUGACUUGUUCAUGGAAGCUUGGAAUGCUUGUACGGAAUCUAAAGCCGAAAUCUUGAUCGAGAGUCCCUCAACCUUUUCGGGUAUUCAUAUCGCUGAAGCUUUACGAAUUCCGUAUUUUAGAGCGUUCACCAUGACAUGGACUAGCACUUCGACUUAUCCUCAGGCAUUUGCAUCUAGUAUCGAUUUGGGACCUACUUAUAACUUAUUAUCUUACUCGCUUUUUGACAGUUUGAUUUGGCGAGCGAUGUCCGGGCAAGUCAAUAGGUGGAGGAAGAAUACAUUGGGCAUUCCGCCUACUACAUUGGAAAAAAUGCAAUCAUACAAGGUUCCGUUCUUGUAUAAUUUCAGCUCUGCAGUUGUACCAAAGCCAUUGGAUUGGCGUGACCACAUCAAUGUGACGGGUUAUUGGUUUUUGGACCAGUCUCAAGGGAACUAUGUACCGCCACCCGAUUUGACAGCCUUUAUCGCGUCUGCUCGAGCCGACGGCCAGCCUUUGAUUUAUGUAGGCUUUGGAAGUAUCACCGUUCCAGACGCCGCGGCAGUGACCAAAGCAAUUUAUGCGGCAGUGGUACAAGCAGGAGUGAGAGCGAUUGUAGCAAAAGGUUGGAGUGAACGUACACAGACUACUUCAGCGGACUCAGUGCCUAUUGAAGUCCCACCAGAAGUCCAUGUGCUUUCCUCGAUUCCGCAUGAUUGGCUCUUUCCUCAAAUUGAUGCUGCGUGUCAUCAUGGUGGCGCUGGGACGACUGGGAUAUCUCUUCGAUUUGGGCUUCCAACGCUCAUUCAUCCUUUCUUUGGAGAUCAAAUGUUUUGGGCUGAUCGAGUGACUCGACUGGGUGCAGGUAUGCGAGUCGACCAUCUGACCACAAGUUGCUUAAGCGAGGCUUUUGUGAAGGCUACUAAGGAUAGAGUUUUG